Molecule: messenger RNA, 3393 nt
Organism: Asterias rubens (European starfish)
Lineage: Eukaryota; Metazoa; Echinodermata; Asteroidea; Forcipulatida; Asteriidae
Product: putative helicase MOV-10
Exons: 21
Coding region: 173-3235 (1020 amino acids)
Molecular function (GO): 5'-3' RNA helicase activity; RNA binding; ATP hydrolysis activity
Source: RefSeq, a predicted model, not a curated record
CUGUGCAAACGAUGUUCAUGGACGUCGUCAGCACGAAUUCUUAUUAGUAAUUUCCUGCUUCUGUGGUAAUACGAAACUCAAUUUUGACUGGUGCCAAGCAAAACAGCUUCUCUCUCUCUUCUUUCUACUGAGUCUUGCGCCUCAGAGAACGGUUGCUCCGUGUGUCUUCACCAUGCCAAAGAUGAGGAAGACACAUGCUCAAGUCUUGGCUGUUGGCAAGGACUUUUUGAAGUUCCUUGAAGACACAGGAAAGCAUGACGUCACCAACAAGUCAGAGAUGGCUGAUAUAUACAGGAAUGAAUACAAACCUUUAAAUUCAGUUGCAAGUCGAGGGUGUUCUUUUAGUCGCAUCAUCUACACACUUCGGAUGAAAAACAAAGUGAAGGUGACGGGUGAGAAUAACCAAGUGAUCAUUGCAGACUUUGCCAAGGGUCGGUUUAGUGCAGUGCAGCUAGAAUGCCGGGAUCUACUAUCAGACGCCACAAAAUUUCCAUCAUCUCGUAUCGGUGGGCAGCACCCGUACUUCUGUGCAGACUGCAAUGUGCAAGGAACGUCUAAAGACGCGUUCACAGAACAUCUUCGAGGGAAAAAACAUCUUCAGCAGAUGUACUACAGGUGUAUGAAGAUGCAGAGGCUUGAGUUGAUAGAGAGUCGUAAAGGUAUCACAGUUUCCUGCGAGCACUACGAUGGGGAUGGUGUUAUAGGAUUCAGUAUGGAAAGAAACUGCAAAAAAGAAUUCAUCAUUACUGUCCGAAAUAACAGUGUGUCCAAUGAGAUACAAUUCUUAGCCUGGGUAAUGUUGAAGCGUCAGCCAGACAUCACCGUCAUCCAGUCUGUACAAGAUGAAUUUCUUCUGCCAGGAAUGCAGUUCAGUUUGAGGGUCAGCGUCAAGACAAGUUCGCUCACCGUUCUCCAAAGCCCACUUCUCUUGGCCUUUAAGCUUGCCAAGGAAACCAAGGCUUUCCAGAUUUUGCGUUUUCUGAAGAUUGAAGUUGUGAGUGAGGUAGCAAAAGAUCUACCCCCUACCAUACCUUAUGAACGCCCCAAGAGAAAAACAAUGAGGGAGUUAUGGGGAGAAGUUGUGGAGGGUGAACGUCUACCAAGCUCCAACAAGAGUAAGUUAGUGAUGGGAGAGUUGAAGCAAUACACCAUACCAGCACGACUACGCUACAUGGGCCGAACUGAUGACUUAGAAGAUGAUAAAGAGCAGAAUACUUAUGAGAUGCCGCUGAAAUGGGACAACUAUGUGGAGAAACUGUCAGAUCUGCUUCACAUUGAGGAGAAGCAGAUGGAAGUGGACAUUCGUAGAUAUGACUUGGAGGGGGCCAUCAUGAACCAAGACGGAAAAUUCUUACGACUUAAAGUUCUAGGCCUUGCUGAGAAUCGUCCUUCUGUGCUCAAGGGAGAUCAUCUUUUUGCUCGUUACCCGGGUGAUCGAUCCAAUAAGGAGCAUGCUAAGAAGUACAAGGGAUACGUCCAUCGCGUUGAACUGGAAGAACUGGUUCUUGGUUUUGACAAAGUGUUUGUGAAUAAACACAUUGAUGGGCAACCUUACGACAUUGAGUUCACCUUCAACCGGUUCCCACUUCGUCGUCAGCACUUUGCUGUAGAGGAGGCAUUCAAGAACCACAUGGAACCAGUUCUCUUUCCAAAGUCUACUGACCAAGUAUCUAAAAUGCCUUUGUGUACAGUAAAGGAAGACACAAGUGAAUUUGCGAGGCAGCUGUUUGACAGGAAGCUUGCAAGCAAUGAGGAGCAGAUGAGAGCUAUCCAGCAUAUCGUUAAAGGCUCCUCUCGUCCUGCUCCUUAUCUUGUCUUUGGACCGCCAGGCACCGGCAAGACUGUCACCAUAGUUGAAGCCAUCAAACAGGUCUACAAUGCUUUGUCUGAGUGUCACAUCCUUGCCUGUGCUCCUUCUAACAGUGCCACUGAUCUGAUUGCAAAACGUCUGCUCACCGGUGGAACACCAAUAGAUAAGAACAACCUCCUCAGAAUGAAUGCAACAAGUAGAGACUGGAGGACAGUGGAUGAAACUCUCAAGGACAAAGAAUGCUGUAACUAUGACAAGAUGACAAACGAGACUUACUUUUCCUCUAAAGAAGACAUCAUGAAGAAGCGUGUUAUAACCACAACACUCUGCACUGCUGGACGACUUGCAUCAGCGGAUUUCCCUAAAGAUCAUUUCACUCAUGUCUUUAUUGACGAGGCUGGUCAUGCUGUGGAACCAGAAGCCAUCAUUGCCCUGUCAAAUCUCCUGAAUUCAGAGAACACCAAAGGAGGUCAAAUAGUUCUAGCCGGUGACCCCAAGCAGCUCGGACCCAUCAUCAGAUCACCGAUAGCAAUAAAGAAUGGACUAGAGCUGUCACUUUUGGAGCGUCACAUGUGCAGAUCUGAAAUAUACAAACGCAAAGAAGAAGAGCCUCACUACGACAACCGUGUCUUGACCAAGCUUUUGCGUAACUACCGCUCUCACCCGGCCAUCCUAAAACUGCCCAACAGGAUGUUCUAUGAUAAUGAACUUGAGGUUCAUGCUGAUGAGCUGGAGCGAGAGUCAUUGUGCAAUUGGGAAAAAUUGCCCAAUAAGAAAUUCCCCAUCAUUUUCCAUGGUGUGGAAGGCAUAGAUGACCGAGAGGGUCACAGUCCUUCUUUCUUCAACAAGAAGGAGAUUGAGAUUGUCGUGGAGUAUGUUGAGAACCUUCUGGACAAGAGAGGAGGAAGAAAAAUCAAAGAGUCUGACAUUGGGGUCAUCACUCCAUACCGUCGCCAGGUGCAAAAGAUUAAGGAGGUGUUGAAGAAGCGUCACCAUGGUGACAUCAAGGUGGGGUCAGUUGAGGAGUUUCAAGGUCAGGAGCGAUUGGUCAUCAUCGUCUCCACGGUACGCAGCACUAAACCAGAGCACAUCCAGAUGGACAUUGACUUUCAUCUCGGCUUCGUCAAGAAUCCCAAGAGAUUGAAUGUUGCUGUCACACGAGCCAAGGCAUUGUUGAUUUUGGUUGGUAACCCGUACAUGCUGAACAAGGAUCAGAACUGGAGCAUGUUUCUUCAGUAUUGCAUUGAGAACAAAUCUAACAUAGGAUGUAAUUUUGAAGAGGAAGAGGACGAACUGGAGGAUAGUAUACAGAAGCUUGAUCAAGUCAAAAUUACUGCUUCAUUAGUUGAUAAGCUAGCUGUAGAUGGACUGGGAGUAAGUGCUGUUGCUGAGCAACAAGAUCCUGAGUGGCGAAGUGAGGUGUAAAGAGCGCCCUCGCUGUGAUCCUUGCUCGUACAGAGCAACCUUUGUGAUCUUCAAACAGUGCCUCAGACACGUAAUGUUCAUCAUUGACUUAAAGGCAGUGGACACUAUUGGUAAUUAAUCAAAAUAGUUAUCAGCAAAAAACCUCACUUGGUAAUGAG